Seminavis robusta is the source of this 2030-nucleotide messenger RNA. Lineage: Eukaryota; Bacillariophyta; Bacillariophyceae; Naviculales; Naviculaceae. The record is from the annotation of a GenBank genome assembly.
CAAACACAGCGUUCGAAGAAUCGAAUCUCACAUCAAUAAAAUAACGAGCAGCAGAACAGAACCAACAAACGAUCAAGUAGUAAGUAAUUACACCAUGAGCAGCAGCAACAACAAUCCUGCGAGUGACGAUGUGGGCAGCAAAGUCCUGAGUGUGGAGUCCACAGUUCCAGAGGGCGCUGUGAAUCAACUAGCUGCGUUGACGGCGGGGAACAAGCGUCCCGCGACUGGUGCUGGAGGCGGCAAGACAAAGUUUGCUCGAGUCUCGGAUUACGAGUUGUUGCCCGAAGACGAACAAGGUCAAUUGAAAUGGCGUGCGGAUCCAAAAGUUACCUUUAGCGAUUGGACCAUUCAAGUUGUGUCGGAAGGAGAAGCUCCUGCAAUCGACACUAAGGUUAGUGCUAUCAGUGCUAGUCCCGCACCGGCUCCCGAUGUUGCUGCCAGUACCACGGCGACUCCUGCACCCGUCACCAAGGGCAGCAUGAUUUCCCCUUCGCCUCAUCCAACCAAAAAGGCAGAGGCGAAAUCGUCAGACGAUCUCAAGACUCCCGCUGCCAAGGCUGUCGUUGAGAUCAAGACUCGUACCGAUACCUACAACGUGCAUCGCUACUUUCUCGGUUUUGGAAGUCGUCGAUCCGAGUACUUUGGCCGGAUCUUUCAAGAAGCCAAAUCGGGAACCAAAAGCAAACUCGAACUGGAACCUCUUGCGGCAAAGGCAUUCCCCGAUGUUUUGGAUUUCCUUUAUGAUCCUCGCUCGCCCCUCCAGAUUGAAACCGAAACGGCCGUCGCAUUGCAUCAUCUCGGAAUCAAGUUGGAAAUGACGCAUCUUCAGCAUUACGCCAAAGAAUUCUGUCAAUCGGAUCUUAGUUUGAGCAAUAUCGAAACAUACUAUGCUCAAGCCAAACUAUUCGAUGAUUCCGCCGUCAUGGAUCUCGUGGUGCAGUUUGUCGGAAAGAACGUUACCGAGAUUUCUGCCACGUCCAACUUUGUCCGGCGUCAGACCAACGCCGCACUCUGGAAACAGGCACUCGAACAUGUGUUGGUGGCAUCCUCCAAUUUUGCCACGGAUUUGCACUUGUCCAAGUUGAUUUCCGAAUUUGGUGCGGCCAACAAGGAUACAUUGACGGCAGCCAUGUUUGUCGAUCUCACGGACGAAUCCAAGAUUCGAAAGGUCGACCCCGAUGCGGCAUUGGCAUUGUGUCAACUCGAUGAUGACUUGCAUGCCCGCAGUGCUGCUGGUAGUGACAGUAGCAAGGAACUCUCGUCGCUUCAACAACGCUGCGCUACGGCAUUGGCGAAAACAUGGAAAGAAUUGGAUGCUUCCGAUGCCAUGGUUCAGGGUCGAUCUGCCAGCUUUUUGGUCCAUUUGCUCGGCAAGUGUCUCCAAGAAGCCAAGACGGAGAACGAGAAAUUGGUGGGACCCGGUACCCGCAGUACGACUCCCCGAGGCGGUGGCGGUCGUCCUCGCAAGACGGCAGCCGAUCGCGUGGAUUCUUCGACCACCACCACGGCGAGUGGUCGCUCUACCAGUCGAUCGAGGGCCGCUCGUGGUUCUCAUUAAUUAUUAUGAGAGUAAUUACUGCAAGGCAAGAGUGCUGCUGCGUGGUGGCGACUGUUGUUUGCUUGACAAAACGGGCUGGAUUUUUGGGUUUGGAACAACGACGCAACAAAAACUGGCUGUGUAUGGCUUGCAUGGUACGGGUGCCUGUGAUGCAGACAGGCUGUUUGGUUGCUUCUCUUUUUUGCUCUUGGCAGACGGAAAAUGCAUCCUCUUUGGACUGGAACGAACGACUUGGGAUUACUACAAUACAUGUAUUAUCGUUGUGUGCUGUGACUUUAUUUAUUCAAUCAAUCUAUGGCUGUCUGGCUGGCUGUCAUUUCCCCCUUUGUGCAUGCAUUGCACUCUACUAACUAAAUUGACAACACCAAGAAACCAAGAUACAUGUGAUUUAAAAACACUAUAAAAGAGAUAGCUGGUACCGUACUACCGGUACUGGUACUGUAUUAGCUCGAGAAGGAGACCAUGGGAAGGA